CGGGGUGUCUUCCGUUGUUUUGUUUGUGAAUUUUGAGGUUAUGUGUGAACAUUUAAAACUUUUAAAUUGAACAUUUCCAAUUAUCAUUAAAGGAUUCCAUUGAUGGCAUCGAAAAAUUACGAUGCGUGCAAGGCAAAAGUUCUUUCGAGAAGCCCUACCGUACAACAACUAAGAGAAGACAUACGAAAGCAAUUCCACGAGAGACUAAAGCUCAGCCGUCAGGGUGACACCUCCCGUAACCGCAACCUUUUCAAGAAUGCAAUUGGGCACGCAUACCAAACGUUUCGCCAACUAAAAAGCACCUUGCUAAACGGUGGCGAAGAAGAGCCGACGGUCGAGGAGAUGGCACUGAUUUGGGACGACAUCGAAGGCGAACUGUGUAAAGAAUUUAAUCAGCGGCAGGCGGACGACUACGCUCUUCAGAUGGAAGCGGCGGUUAACGAAAAUGCUUACAUUUGUAGUAUUUGUAGUAAUAUCAUUACGAGUGAUAACUCGGCGCCUUGUUUAAUUUGUGAUAUGUGCGCGAGAUUGUAUUUUAACAAUGAUUCUAUCUAGUUCCUCCGUAUUUAUUGUAAUGACUAAUACUGUUCUGUUAAAUGUUAUCGUUUGUCUAGUUUAAGAAUACUCGUUUCACUUAUUUUAAUAUAAAAAUUUAGUUUUGUACCAUUUUGGUGUGUUC
Photinus pyralis (common eastern firefly) is the source of this 679-nucleotide messenger RNA. RefSeq lists its product as uncharacterized. The transcript has 2 exons. The coding region runs from base 103 to 555 and encodes 150 amino acids. NCBI's taxonomy places the organism in Eukaryota, Metazoa, Arthropoda, Insecta, Coleoptera, Lampyridae. The record is from RefSeq and is a predicted model, not a curated record.